This is a messenger RNA of Haemonchus placei, 654 nucleotides long. The record is from the annotation of a GenBank genome assembly. NCBI's taxonomy places the organism in Eukaryota, Metazoa, Nematoda, Chromadorea, Rhabditida, Trichostrongylidae.
AUGAAUGUGCUUGUUAGACAGCGGUACACUUGUAGUGGGCGGCAGAGCGACAUUCGGCAUUUGCCGCCUGGGCGCACCGCGUGCGGUGCUUCUGAAAAGAUUGACCGUCCUGGUCCUUUGACGAACUCAAAGCUCGGAACCCGAAGAACCCAAAAAUUACUGACAAUAUCUCCACGUCUCUCUGAAGAAGUCUCCCUUACGGACGCAAUGGAAAAAGAGGAGCAUCAAGAUGUGGACGUCGUUGUGGUGGCCGUUGUAGUCACCUGCAUAUUUCUCAUACCUACGGCUUUCUUUGUCAUCUGUAGGCUACAUACCAAGUUGAAGAAGAAGGCUCACAAGAGGGCGUCUCGAGUUUCAGUGGUUUCCAUAGCGCCGAUGAAUCGGCCACGCAAAUCUUCUAUAGUCUUACCGCCAAUAAGGCACGUUCCGAUGCAACAUCGGCCUUCCAUGGAGCUAUCUACAGUAGAAGCACCUGAUGCGAUUGGUCUUGGAAAUACAGAUGGAGCGAACAACAUUCGCCGUUUUUCAGCAUGCUACCUGACUGAGUUGAAACUUAUGGAUGUCGGCCCAUUACCCCAUGAUCAAGCUGUCGUCGAUGAGCAACGAGAACGUGAACUGGAGAAACGUGCGUCACUCGCUGUUCAAACGAACUGA